Molecule: messenger RNA, 3717 nt
Organism: Onychomys torridus (southern grasshopper mouse)
Lineage: Eukaryota; Metazoa; Chordata; Mammalia; Rodentia; Cricetidae
Product: thyrotropin-releasing hormone receptor-like
Exons: 5
Coding region: 37-1260 (407 amino acids)
Biological process (GO): phospholipase C-activating G protein-coupled receptor signaling pathway
Cellular component (GO): membrane
Molecular function (GO): thyrotropin-releasing hormone receptor activity
Source: RefSeq, a predicted model, not a curated record
UCCUGGGUCCCCCUGCUGGAGAGGCCUUGGCUGCUGAUGUUGAUGCAGGAAGGAGGAAAAUGCAUUGAGUCUUCACUGGGCCUGCAGGGCAUCAGAGAAAACACCAGCAAGAUGGAUGGCCCCAGCAAUGUCUCACUGGUGCAUGGUGAUACCUCUCUGGGCCUGCCAGAGUACAAGGUGGUCUCAGUCUUCCUAGUGCUCCUGGUGUGCACCACAGGCAUUGUAGGCAAUGUCAUGGUGGUCCUGGUGGUGCUGACCUCACGAGACAUGCACACACCCACCAACUGCUACCUGGUCAGCUUAGCUCUAGCUGACUUAAUUGUGCUGGUGGCUGCGGGGCUGCCCAAUGUCUCUGACAGCCUGGUGGGGCACUGGAUCUAUGGACAUGCUGGCUGCUUGGGCAUCACCUACUUCCAGUAUCUAGGCAUCAAUGUCUCCUCCUGCUCCAUCCUGGCAUUUACAGUGGAGAGGUACAUCGCCAUUUGCCACCCGAUGAAAGCACAGACUGUGUGCACUGUGGCCCGGGCUAAACGGAUCAUCACAGGCAUUUGGGGGGUCACAUCCCUCUAUUGCCUACUCUGGUUCUUCUUGGUGGACCUCAAUGUCCAUGACAAUCAGCGCCUGGAAUGCGGCUACAAGGUGUCCCGAGGCCUCUACCUGCCUAUCUACCUGCUGGACUUCACCAUCUUCUUCAUCGCGCCCUUGCUGGUGACCAUGGUGCUCUAUGGGUUCAUUGGAAGGAUUUUAUUUCAGAGCCCAUUGUCUCAGGAGGCCUGGCAGAAGGAGAGACAACCCAAUGGGCAGGGCGAGGGUGCACCAGGUAGCUGCUCUAGGUCCAAGGGCUCCAUGUCCUCCAGGAAGCAGGCCACCAGGAUGCUGGCAGUGGUUGUGUUUCUUUUUGCAGUGCUGUGGACCCCCUACCGCACACUGGUGUUGCUCAACUCUUUCUUGGCCCAGCCUUUCCUGGACCCCUGGGUCCUGCUGUUCUGCCGUACCUGUGUCUACACCAACAGUGCCAUCAACCCUGUCAUCUACAGCCUUAUGUCCCAGAAGUUCCGGGCAGCCUUCCUGAAGCUGUGCUGGUGCAAGGCAGCUGGGCCACAGAGGCGUGCAGCAUGCACCACCGCCAGCAGCUACAGUGCUGUCCAGGAGACCCCAGUAGGAACUAAGAAGCUGCAGCUGGGCUCCAGUGAGGCCUCAGGUCCCACAGCAGCUGGGUCCUUGCAUUGCCAGCAAGAGCCCCACUUCAGUGUGCUCUGAGGAGCCCUGCCUGGCCCCUGACUCCACUCCCUGUGUUGACUUGCUCGCUGGUCUGGUUGAUAUCUUCUCUGAGCGCUAGUGAAUUGCCAGGAGAGGGACAGACAGCACAUUGCUUACAGGUCACCAGAGGUCCCUUUACCAUGAAGGAGGACACUGGAAUGUUUUCAGCUGGAUCCUGUGUGGGUAGUUCUCUACUCCGAAGGAUGCUGCUGGGAACAGAGAGGAAGCUGGAGGUCCAGUCUUCACCUCCUGUAUGAUCAAAACCUUUCAUCUGUUUCCAUUCAUUACUUUAAGCAUCUUUUGGGGCGGUUCUUAUUGAAGGACUGUGCUUCCAGGUUUUGAUCACGUCUGUCCCUUGGUGAGACCACGCGCACAGGUUUUAAAUGUGGUCAUUGGACAGUGGGGGUUACAUACAAUGGGUGUCCAGCCAGUCACACUGGCAGCCAGGGCUGCUCCAUGAUGUUCAUCACUGGCCCCAGCGCCCCUUCCAGUCUUCCAUUAAGGUGGGCAGCCCUGUAAGAGAGCCCACCAAGCAAGCUCACCCACCACAGAUGUUCUUGAAGGAGACCAUUUUGUCUUCCCCACCAGCACCAAGAAGCUGCCUCCACCUCCUUGGCCCCAAAUGUGCAAGCCUGGCUCUCUGGACCCACUGUGCCAGUGGCUAUCCUAAAUGGUAUGUCUUUACUUGGAGGCACACUGUCGGCUCAAGAGAUGUCAGGAAAAGCUUCUCCUGGGAGCCAGCUCCAUCACUGCCUACAGGACUACUGGCUGAGCCCGAGGACAGCAGGCCUCCACGUCCCAUACCGUAAAUGGGAUCAGUGACCCUACCUUGGUCCUGGGACCUCAAAGCUGAGGGACACUGUAGCAAACAUGUUUCAACAAGCAGGAGUGGCCACUCUGGGACUGGAGACCUCAGGAAGGCAGGAACUGGGGGAUGCUUGCAUGUGUAUGUGCGCGGGCGGGGGGUAGGGGCAAUGGUAGUUGGACCAGGUGAUUCAGCCUACUCACACAGCUUCUGCCUUUCUGGCUGGAUGUGGUCCUAGUGACUCAUCCCUGCUCUAGAGACCUGGGGUACUCCAAAGUAGAUGUGGCUUUUUAGGGGUUCUGAUUGCUGAGUCUGGUCUGGUGGGGUAGGACAUUUAGAACCUCAUGGGGGAAGAAAGGGCCUUACCAAGGGGAAAUACAAAGGUUGGAGGCCACCCAGGGCAGCUGGAGCCCUUGCGGUGUCCCCAUGCUGUAGUCUCCAGCCUGAGAGGCACGUCUCUGGAAGCCCACACACCAGGCUGGCUGUCCUGGGGCAGGGCUUGCUCCACCCUCUACCUGAGCCAGCUGUUCCUGCCAUCUUUUGAUGACCCUGUGACUUAAGACCAUGGUGUUCUUCCUUACCACACCCAUGUGACAUGCAUGUGUCCCCUGGCUGAUGUGGUUGGACAGACCUGAUCCUUAUGUGCCCUGUCUCCUCCAUCAUUAUCUGAGAUCAGAGCUUCUGUCCACUGUGAUGUAGUCAAAUGUGGGGACAAACAUGGAGGUAUGGCAAGACAGGUCCAGCCAUGGUCUCUCAUGCUGCCUGCUCUGCCUGUGUGAGCGGCAAGCACCACACCACCCAGCUGUAUGACCUCUCUCUAUGACUGUGGCCUGAACAAAACAUUGCUGACAUCAGACACACCAACUGUUUUCCUGGUCUAUCUUAUGCUAACUGCUCCCUGGAAGCACAACAUUAUCCCUAGCAUGGCUGCAUGGCAUCUGUUGGAGGUAUGUGGCAGCCAUCACCUCACCUCACCUCACCACAGCUUACACCGGCCUGUGCUUUAGGAAAGCUAGUCCAUGAUGCUGACAGCCAGGUGAUGGAACCCACAGGUAUGGAUGAUGCCUGUUGACUCAACUCUAUACACUGUCCCUACCCCCGGGUCCCCCAGGGGCACCUGAGCACUGUCUUGGCCCUUCCUGAAAAACUCUCUCCUAGUGUUCUUGCACCACCUCGAGAAGGAAUUCAAACAGCUCACAAAUGGUCGUAGCAGAAGCUAAACUGAGCUGCAUCCCCAGACCCAGUGAAAUUUCAUGGAAAGAAUGCAAGGCAGUCAAGACAGGAGUCAUGAGGAGGCUCUUUCCUUGUCCUAAACUUUUCCCUCCUGACCCCAAGGUGGAGUUCCGAAGUUUGAUAACUUCAAGAGCCAUGUGACUUGCUGUCCAUUGCACAUUGCACAUUGCCUAGAAGUUACCUGUAAAGUCCAUCAGGGGUCAGAAUGGCAAUGACAAUGACAUAGUUGAGUGAGCUUUAGUUCACUGGAGCUGGGGUCUGGCUGGUUGAAUCUAGUUCUUUCCUUAUUGUAUGUAUCAGAGGCAGCUAAAGCAUCCUUACUCCAGAAGCUGCAAGUAUAAAAUGAUAUAUUCCCAGAAUCCUGAAUUUUAACCCCUUCUUUGUUUUGUUUUUUGAGACAGGGUUUCUCUGUAAAAUAG